CAUGACGGUAGAAGAACUCAGCAUAAAUAUCACGAGUCAGCCGGAUGUCCGAGACCUUUUGUCAAUCAUCAAGAGAUACAAGCUCUCCUCCCGUGUGAUAAUCGGAUGGAAGAAUCCGGAUGGUAUGGACUUUCGUGAGGGACACGAUCUAUGCAAGAUAUCCUCGGCUUCCUUCAAUCUUGAUUAUCGCUACCCUUGCGACAGCACGCUGCUACUGGACACUCUCGUAAUCGACCGGAAAAUCAACGCCCUUACCCUGACGUGCACAGCUGGAACGACCAACUUUGUGGUCAAGUAGGAUGAUCGACACUCUUGGCCGGAUCAAGUACCUCAGGCACCUGCAUCUCAACGCCGUCCUACAGGAGCCCGCGACACUGGGGGUGUUUCGUGCUCUGCAAGUAAACAGCAGCAUUGAAACGCUCUUUCUCAACCUCAUCACCUUCGAGAGGAGGGUCGUCAGAGCGCUGGGCCGACUGGUUCUGCACAACAAAACGAUCAACUUGCUCUCCAUAGACCUCGACAAAAGCCGUGGAGAUAAAUGGAGCCAGCUGCGAGCAAUCUGCCGAGAGCUCAAGCAGACCGUUCCGCAAAACCGCUAUCUCAUAUCGGUCAGCGUGGUUCUGCAGGGAGACAACCGCGCUAGUGACUUUCAGAUCAAAGAGACUCUUAGGCACAACUUUGCGCUCGUCCACCAGGCAAUCCAGUUCGUCAACGGCUCCAUGAACAAGUCGGAAGGGCUGGCCUUUGAGACGCUUCGCAGAUCAUACUCCGUGAGGCAGGUGAUGCAGGACGAGUUCGGCGUAGCCGAGAGCCGAUGCAUGGGUGAAGAUCGGCGAAGCUAGAGACCGCCUGAACAAAAACUACUUCAUCUUGACAAAGGUGGUACAGCGUGGCAUCGCUUGCAGCAGUGGUGAAUACACGAUUGCCAGCCUGAACGAAAAUCUCCUGGCCCGCCUUUGCAGCUAUCUAAGCCUCAGCGAUGUAAUAGAUACGGACACCUGACAGCCUAUUGUUUUGCAACGAUUUUUUGUUUGCCAGGUUUAAGAGAUACUUGUGCGUAGUUUCAACUACAGUUACGUUGUUUAUUUAUGCCUAACUUACAAAAAAGAAGAGCCCGUACCUUCUUACCUAAUAUUCAAGCACAGAAGCGAAUACGUUUUGGGACCCUCAUGCUAGCAAGCUUUUCACCUAUUCACGCUCCCCCAAGCAUCACACGGUCUCGAUUAUUUUGUAAUUGCCUUAACGCGAUCACUUGAAAUCCAUUCGUCUCAAGUGACCUGUAGGUGAACCUUGCUGAGACUUAUCAGUUCGCAAUAUGCAGCAGUUCAUCUUAUGGACUCUGCAGUGCUGCUCUUAAAGCAAAGCAUAUUAUAAGAACUUACGCCUUUUUGGCAAAGCGUCUUCGCAUCUACUGUUUAUAAGGAGUACUUUGUGCAUAGCUCUCACUGUAAAUGCAGGACUCAUUUCCUAUUCAUUGGAUCCUUUUUUUUUCUUCCGUUAAAGCUCAAUAUUUCAAGUGUUUCAUUUAGGAGUAGCCAAUAACUCAAACAUACUUCUUCUAAACAUCACCUCUGAUUUAAGCGCUGCCUCUAUUUGUCCUCAUGAUGUAGCGGUUGCGGAUAUCUUGUCCGGACAUGUUUUAUAAUAUCGUUCAGAAUUUCGCACUUUCAUAUUUCUCUCGUGGCUGUGAAAUAUUCCACGACAAAAGUGCUUCUUGUAUAGUUUUUUUCUUUAGUGUUCUACGAUGAGUAAUAAACAUAUAUUUUUCUGCAUUUUUA
Messenger RNA from Rhipicephalus microplus (southern cattle tick), 1778 nucleotides. RefSeq lists its product as uncharacterized. NCBI's taxonomy places the organism in Eukaryota, Metazoa, Arthropoda, Arachnida, Ixodida, Ixodidae. The record is from RefSeq and is a predicted model, not a curated record.